CUGCCCGAGUCGUAUCUCCACCACCACCACCACCACCACUACUACUACCACCAACCCGGACAACUACACCAUUACCUGAUAGGAAUCCAACACCUUUGCCAUGCGUGUACUUGCUUCCUGGGAGGUCACAGCUCGUUAGGGGGGCCCCUCCCGGCCGCCCCCUCCCGCUCUGACAAGCCAGGGUCCGCCAGCGACAACCUACACCUACCUUGUGUUGUGUAUACCAGAUACCAGAUCCAAAGUGGCCAGACGGAUUGCAUUACGGGUGCAGUGACAAUCGAACCUGGCCACUGUGUAUUCCGAAUACAUAGUCCUUGCUACCGCGCUACCCAAUCCCCUAUCUAUCACCGUCCAUGGCCCAUUGCUUGAUGUGUGUGGAUUGACCACCACCGCCGCCAUCACUUUAUAGAUAGAUCAAUUGAAACCCAGCACACGCCCUCCCGCGCCUCUGGCAGCGAUGGCAGCCUGUCCAAUGUGACGCGACCAGCUCCCAAAACCUCCUCCCCCCCCCCCCACGCCACCAGCCGCCCCUUCGCGCUGGGAUGCGCCGCCGCCGCCGCCUCGUUCCUGCUCCCUGCCCGCCUGCCCGCCUGCCUGCUCGGUGCCCAGUGCCCUCCCUCGCGCUCUCUUUCUCACGAUGUCCCUGCCCGCGCAUCAACCCAGGCCCCCGUUGCUGGGGUGGCCCCCGCCCACUCCCCAGCUCUCCCCAAAGCAGCGACCUGCCUCUCACUCCUCAUGGCCGACCACUGCUUGGCGUUCGAUCGAGCCCUGUCUGCAUCACCUCCACCUCCUCCACAACCUCGAUUGAUCUCGCAGCAUCUCCGGCACCAUCCCUGGCUCCAUCUGCCCUCUUCACCUCUCUAGCCUCUUCAGAUCCAUUCCACUUCCUGUCCCAUCCAUCCUUGCUGCCACUGCUGGGGCACGUGUAGCCAUGCUUCCCAUUCACCCAUCUACUAUAUCUAAUCCCACAUGCUCCCCCGAUUCAAUAACACAACAACCCACUACUUAUGCUAUCAUCCAUUCUCUGCAUAUCUCUCUGCUGCUGCUGCUGCUGCAUCAUCGUCCCUUAGCUGGCCGUACGCCAUUUGACCCUAGCUUUGCUGUGCUCUUCCCCCCCUCCGACCACUCGGUCCAUCCAUAGACACAAAUACCCACUCCACUCCACCCUCCUCGGCCUGAUCCGCCAUUGCUGCCCGCUCUCCUCAACCACUCAUCUGCUCUGACCACUAGCGAAGCCUCCCCAGCCUGCUGCUGCUUAUCUAGCUCGCACGGUCUUCCUUAUUAGCAAUGACGGCCGUCGUUGCUCCUCAUCAUUCUUCGGGACCGUGGCAGCGUCGACCUUAUCCCUCUUUCCAUCUUUCCAGCUUCAACAUGCCGGGCUUGCUACCCACCGUCUCCAACCCAUCUGCUUAUGAUUACUCUGCGAGAACCACAACUGCACCACCACCUCCCCCUCCGGCAGCAACCACAACGGCACCCUCAGAACCCCUCACCUCCAGGCCUUUCCCAUCCACCACCUCGCACAUGGACCUGCAAAUGCCUCUGUUCUCCGCACACGCCAUGUCCACUUCGAUGCCAUACCAAUCUACCCAGUUUGCCUUCGAAUCCAUUCAGGUGAACCCCUACAACAUCCAGCAGAAUUUCCCACUGUCAUAUGGUCCCAGCAUCACACCAACCUUCUCUUACCCCGGAGCUCAUGCUUUGCAGCCGCUUCCUCCGGUUCGAGAAGCCCGUACGGGUUUCGUCAUCGAAGAAUCUACACCGUCUGUCAAGUCGGAGAGCUGCUCGCCCAUCCAGUCUACUCAGUCCUCAUUUAGUCAUGCCUCUUGCGCAGGAGAACAGAAGCCAUCCGGUUCCGAGGAUGGUCAUUUGGGCAACGGAGUCCACUUCUCCACUGACGUGGAUACCCUCAUGAAAACCAUUCAGUCCAAACAAAAGCCAGAAGAAGUCGUGCAACGCGCACCAUCCCCCAAGAAAGAGUCGGAGCCCAAGGCCAGCCAGAAACCAAGGAAACGAUAUCACUGUACCAAGCCAGACUGCUCCAAGAGCUUCCUUCAAAAGACCCAUUUGGAUAUUCACAUCCGAGCGCACACCGGUGCUAAGCCCUUUACCUGUAAAGAGCCCUCCUGCGGCCAACGGUUUUCCCAGCUGGGUAACCUCAAGACCCAUGAGAGACGGCACACUGGCGAGAGGCCAUACAGCUGCGAACUUUGCGGAAAGACUUUCGCUCAGCGUGGCAACGUACGCGCCCACAAGAUUGUACACCAGCAAAUCAAGCCAUUCACCUGCAAACUGGAUGAAUGCGGAAAGCAAUUCACCCAACUGGGCAACCUCAAGUCCCACCAAAACAAAUUCCAUGCACCGACCAUUCGUUACCUGACUCAAAAAUUCGCCUACUCGAACCCGGCUGACCACGUCAACGAGCAUGAUCGGGAGCUUUGGGAGUACUUUGCAUCCCUGUACAAGAAUUCCAACAAGGGGAUCAAAGGCAGGGGCAAGGACAGAAGAAUCAGCACUCAUGCUUCGUCCUCAGCCUCAAGCUCCGCGUCUUUUACGUCGAUCUCGGCUCCGCAAGCCAAUCGAGGGUACAUGGCAUCAUAUCCAUACUCUAGCAGCGACCGCAGCAGCCGAUGCUCAUCCCUGGUAUCUGAGACGACAAUGCGAGCAGAUGGCGGCGGUUACGAUUUGCACGGCACCAUGCAGCACGGGUACCAAGACACGACCCAUGGCUACGACGACAUGGUCUUCCCUGAAAGGAAGAUGUACUCGUAA
Periconia digitata is the source of this 2772-nucleotide messenger RNA. The record is from the annotation of a GenBank genome assembly. Lineage: Eukaryota; Fungi; Ascomycota; Dothideomycetes; Pleosporales; Periconiaceae.